UUAGGUUAUGUUAAGGCUCAGAAAGGUAAGGCCUACUUCAAAAGGUAUCAAGUGAAGUUCAAGAGAAGAAGAGAGGGAAAGACUGACUACCGGGCCAGGAUUCGGUUGAUUAACCAAGAUAAGAACAAGUACAACACACCUAAAUACCGUUUUGUUGUGCGAUUUACAAACAAGGAUAUCGUUGCACAAAUAACAUCUGCUAGCAUUGCCGGUGAUAUUGUUCUUGCUGCAGCUUAUUCCCAUGAGCUGCCUCGCUAUGGCCUUGAAGUCGGUCUUACUAACUAUGCUGCAGCUUAUUGCACUGGACUUCUUCUGGCCCGCCGAGUCCUUAAAAUGCUUGAGAUGGAUGAGGAGUAUCAAGGGAAUGUAGAGGCAAGUGGUGAGGAUUUUUCUGUUGAACCUGCUGACACAAGGAGGCCAUUCCGUGCUCUCCUCGAUGUUGGUCUUAUUAGGACCACAACUGGAAACCGUGUGUUUGGUGCCCUUAAGGGAGCCUUGGAUGGGGGUUUGGAUAUCCCUCACAGUGAGAAAAGGUUUGCUGGUUUUGAUAAGGAGAAGAAGGAGCUUGAUCCUGAGGUUCACCGCAAAUAUAUCUUUGGUGGACAUGUUGCUGCCUAUAUGAAGACUUUGGAGGAAGAUGAACCAGAGAAAUACCAAUCACAUUUCAGUGAAUAUAUCAAGCGUGGACUCAGUGCCGAUGGAAUUGAGCCAUUGUACAAAAAGGUUCAUGCGGCCAUUCGUGCAGAUCCCACCAUCAAGAAGUCAGAGAAGCAGCCACCAAAGGAACACAAAAGGUACAACUUGAAGAAGCUUACAUAUGAGGAGAGGAAGGCUAAGUUGAUUGCACGCUUGCAGGCCCUCAACUCUGCAGCUGGUGGCGAAGAUGAGGAUGACGAUGAUGACGAGUGAAGAUUUACUGUGGAUGUAGCGGUGCAACUUAUUUAGAAUGUGUAACUUGCAUUUAGUGAAUCGUUUUCUUGAAGAUUUAUGUUCUUGCAUUUUUUAUCUCUUAGGUCACAAAUUUUGGAUACAUGUUGGGUUGAGUCUUUUGGUCAAUUUCGUGUUAGCCUGCAUUAUUGUGAUUUACCUUGUUUUGGUUCAUACAAGUCAUAAGUUCUUUACCAUAAUACGAUCCUUUAUUUUAUUUUGCGAAA
This is a messenger RNA of Arachis stenosperma, 1154 nucleotides long. Its product is annotated as 60S ribosomal protein L5-like. The transcript is spliced from 8 exons. The record is from RefSeq and is a predicted model, not a curated record. The annotation marks the transcript as partial. NCBI's taxonomy places the organism in Eukaryota, Viridiplantae, Streptophyta, Magnoliopsida, Fabales, Fabaceae. Gene Ontology annotation, biological process: ribosomal large subunit assembly; translation. Gene Ontology annotation, molecular function: 5S rRNA binding; structural constituent of ribosome. Gene Ontology annotation, cellular component: cytosolic large ribosomal subunit; ribosome.